Paramecium octaurelia is the source of this 1591-nucleotide messenger RNA. NCBI's taxonomy places the organism in Eukaryota, Ciliophora, Oligohymenophorea, Peniculida, Parameciidae. The record is from the annotation of a GenBank genome assembly.
UAUGAUUUUGUCACUCCUUUGUUUUAUUGGAUUCGUAGCAGGAGCCCCUGAAGAAGAUUUGGUUGAUGGGUCUACAUGGGCUAAGUUCAAGAUUCCAUAUUCAGGAAAGAUGUAGGGGAUUAGAGUUAAUUCUUAGGUAUUCUGGGUAUUUGCCAAUCGAUGACGCUGGUAAAAAGCAAUUCCAUUAUUUUGCUUUUCCAGCUUUUAGCUUAGCUGGACCAUUGUAAGCUACAUUUCCACUUGUCUUGUGGUUAAAUGGAGGUCCUGGAUGCUCAUCUCUUUAUGGAGCCAUGGUGGAAAAUGGGCCAUUCACAGUAGAAUUGGGUACAAAUAAUUUCAAAUAAAAUCUGUUCACUUGGUUGAAUUUUGUAUUAUUGAAUGUAUAUUUUGAUAGGCUAACAUGUUUUACUUGGAGAGUCCAGCAGGAGUAGGAUUUUCUUUCGGAAAUACAACGACCGAUGACAAGAGCACAGCAAAGGAUAAUUUGAAGGCGGUGCUUGAAUUCUUUAAGAAAUUCCCAGAAUACAAGAGCAUAGACUUUUAUAUUGCUGGUGAGAGCUGGGCUGGAAUCUACAUUCCCACAUUGGCAAAUGAGAUCAUUGAUUACAAUGCCAAGGCAGCAAUUGGAGACAGGAUCAGAUUGAGGGGGUUGAUGAUUGGUAACGGAUGCACAGAUCCAACAGAAUGCACAGAUUUGGGAUUCAACUUCCCUGUGCAUUUUUACAAGUUCCUUCAUAAUCAUGGAUUCAUCAGUGAGAAAUUAAAUGACAAGAUUGAAACUAUGACAAGUUACUGUCACAUGAAAUCAAUUCCAGAAUGCAUUGAAAUCUUAGGAGAAGUGAUGGAACAAAUCAAUGGAUUUGAGUACAACUAUUCAACUUAUUAUUAUAGUGAUUUCUAUUUUAAUCCAUAUAAUGUAUAUGGAAAAUGCUAUCAAUUGCCAUAUUUGAAUGAGAAAGGAGAAUUAGUGAAAGACAAGAGAUUCAAAUUACACCCAAUGAUGGAGGGAGUGAUUGGAAAAGUCAAUGAUUGCUCUGAAUCCGAAGCCUUGUUCCUGUAUCUCAACAAUGCAGCAUUUAGAAAGGUACUCUCCACAUAUCUAUAUUCUAGGCUUUGCAUAUUAGAGAGGACGCUGGAUAUUGGAAUGACUGCUCAAAUAUUGAUUACAAGAAGGAUCCAGGAGCCACCUAUCAUUUAUAUCCUAAACUCCUCAAGAAUGGAAUAAGGAUCUUGAAAUUCAGUGGUGAUGUCGAUGCCAUAGUUCCCAUCACUGGUACUUUGUAUUGGAUCGAUAAAUUGUAGAAGGAACUAAGUAUAUAUCAAUCAUUAUGCUUUAGACUUACCAACCAUUGAGGAAUGGAGACCUUGGUAUAAACCAGGAGACAAAGGAUCAGAGCCACAAAAUGCUGGUAAUGUCUGGGAAAUCGACGGUUUGACCUUUGUUUCUAUAAGAAAUGCUGGGCACAUGGUUCCUAUGGACCAACCUGAAGCUGCUAGCAUCAUGGCUAGUCAUUUCAUAUUUGAGAUGCCUUUACCAUCAGAUAUACUGUGAUGGAUAUAUAUAUAAUGUGUUGCAUUUAUAUAAUUAAUU